CAGAUAUGUCAUGUGCUUGCUAGACUAGCCUCGUUGUGAAAGUUGUAUUGAACUCUUUCGGAAAGUUCAGGUUUUGAUGGAACAUUGAUUUAUUUGCGGCGAGUCUGAUAAAAGAUAAAAAAAAAAGUUAUCGUCGAAAGAAGUAAACAUCCCACACGCAAUUCUGAUUUAUAAUGGAAUCCAUUUCAUUCGACUUCCACUGUUAAUAUGUUUCAGGAGAGGCUUGAAUAUCACAACUUCUCGUUCUCUAGAAUCGGCAUCUAUUUCUAGCAUAUAGGAGUCCACUUUUGCUGGUCAUUCCUCUUAUUUUUCGAUCUCUUGCCAAACCGCUAAGUUACGGGGAUGUAAACAAACCAACACCGGUUGUGGAGCGGUGUAGGACCGAUCCUGAAAGAAUGAAAGGGAAAGUCGACCUCGGCGGAAUUUGAACCCAGAACGUAGCAACAGGCCAAUUACCGCUAAACAUUUUCGGCCAGCUCGCCGCCUUAACAAACCUACCAACACAUUCUGACUUUAGAGAAUGACAUCCAGUGCUGCUUCUCCAAAUAUUCAUACUCCUCCUAACCAAUAUCUACCUGGUUACCUCUUGGGAGACAUUACACCACAUGGCAGAACGCAAACUCCACUCCGUUGGCCUUCAGGUCAUGCUCAGACCACACCCAUCUCUGCCAGACGUCAACAAGGAACCAAAAUAUCCCCGGCAUCCAGCAUGGUAACAACUCCACCAUCAAGAAGCGAGAUUCUUCGCAGCAAAGAUCGCAGUGCUGCACCACCUGUGCAGAGUUUAUUCGAAUCUCCAAUGUCUUCGUCAAUGGUAGAGACUUCUUUCCACCAAACUCCUUACUCAUCCUUCACUCAACAACACACAUCUCCAGCUGUAUCGCGGCCUAUCUCUGAACCUGAAAUGAUGCAAAUUGGUGGAUCAUCACCAUUAUCGAAUACAAGCCCACUAAAUGUCUCUAAUAUUAAUCAAAGUUUCCAGCAAGUCUCCAAAAUACACACAUCUCCAACACAAAUGGAUCCUUUUUAUACUCAAGGAGAAUCUUUAUUGGUUACUGACCAACUUGAUGAAACUUGGGUUACUAUUUUCGGUUUCAAUUCAGCUGCUGCAUCUUAUAUCCUUGACCAGUUCUCACAAUAUGGAAACAUUUUACAACAUGUGAUAUCUUCAGAUGGCAAUUGGAUGCAUAUACAAUAUCAAUCCAAAUUACAAGCUAAAAAGGCUCUCAGCAAGAAUGGCAAAAUAUUUGGUGAUAGUAUUAUGUUGGGAGUUACACCUUGUAUUGAUAAGAAUCUUAUGGAAUCUAACAAAGAAAAUAUACAUAUCCAUAGCAUUCUAUCAGCACCAUCCAAUGUCUACCAUUCCACACCAAUGUCUUCCAAGAUCCAAAGCCAUUCUCUAUUACCCAAUGUAACUGGAACCCCUAACUCUCUCUCAACAGGUGUAAGACCAAUUAAUACACCAAAGUCUUUGCAAAAAAGACCAUUGAAUGAAAGCGAGGUGUUCCAGACAGCACGGACUCCACAGAAAAGCAAUGAUUUUUUCUCUAAAGCCAUGGAAUAUGUUUUUGGCUGGUAGAUUAUAUCAAUAUUUUAAGUCCGUAUAUCAUUUUAGGAUUAAAGAAGAAAAACUCCACAGAAAAGCAAUGAUUUUUCCUCUAAAGCCAUGGAAUAUGUUUUUGGCUGGUAGAUUAUAUCAAUAUUUUAAGUCCGUAUAUCAUUUUAGGAUUAAAGAAGAAAAAUUCAAAAAUGUUUAAA
Molecule: messenger RNA, 1758 nt
Organism: Octopus bimaculoides (California two-spot octopus)
Lineage: Eukaryota; Metazoa; Mollusca; Cephalopoda; Octopoda; Octopodidae
Product: nucleoporin NUP35
Biological process (GO): nuclear pore organization; NLS-bearing protein import into nucleus
Cellular component (GO): nuclear pore nuclear basket; nuclear pore central transport channel; nuclear membrane
Molecular function (GO): phospholipid binding; structural constituent of nuclear pore; nucleic acid binding
Source: RefSeq, a predicted model, not a curated record